AUGCGACCAACGCCGGCUCUCUUCUUCCAGCCGAAGUUCCUCCUCGUGCUCACGACACUCCUGGUCCUCUCGGCCAUCAUCAGCACGGCGGCGGUAGCCCGUAGCGGUCAGCCCCUCUCGUCGUUCUUGUCGACCCAACGGCCACAACAACAAAAUCAAGAACAACAACAACAACAACCACCCCACGGCUCUAACCCGGACCCAGCCUCCGUGCCAACAACAACUUCUCUUCUUCUUAACCACGUCCCACCACCAACAACCCCCAAACUCUCCACCCCGAAGAAGACCACCCCCGCCGAGGCAGCAGCCGCGGCAGCAGCACCCGCAGUGGUGGAGGAAGAGAAAGAAUACAAAUACUUCCACGAAGCCGGCGCCAGCUACGAGCUGACGCACUACGACGGGCGCUUCUUCCACGGCGCCCUGCCCUACGCCGAGCACCGGGCCGCGCUGCGGCAGCUGAUCCGGUCGUACCUGUCCGUGUUCGCGUCGCGGGGGCUCGAGACGUGGCUCGCGCACGGCACGCUGCUGGGCUGGUGGUGGAACGGCCGCGUCAUGCCGUGGGACUGGGACGUGGACGCCCAGGUGAGCGGCGAGACGAUGCGGCUGCUGGCGGAGGGGGGACUCGGGGGCCGGUAUAACCAGACGGUGUACGAAUGGGUUGUUGUUGAGGAGGGGGGGGAGGGGGAAAGGGAAAGGGGAAAGGGGAAGAGGAGGAGCAGGUCGUAUUUGCUGGAUGUCAACCCCUUCAGCACCAGAGUCGACAGGGGCAACGGGAUGAAUGUGAUUGAUGCGCGCUGGAUCGACACCGAGACGGGCAUGUUUGUGGAUAUCACCGCGCUGAUGGAGCGGGAUCCCGCGGGGGAGCCCGGGGUGGUGAGCUGUAAGAAUCACCACGUGUAUAAGAGGGAGGAGCUGUAUCCGUUGAGGGAGACCGAGUUUGAGGGGGUCACGGCGCUGGUGCCGUGGGAUUUUGAGGGGAUUCUGGUCGAGGAGUAUGGGGCGAAGAGCCUGGUUGUGACGGAGUGGGAAGGACAUCGAUGGGAUUCGGAGCAACAGGAGUGGGUCAAGAUCAACAGGACGAGAAACUGA
Chaetomium strumarium is the source of this 1089-nucleotide messenger RNA. Its product is annotated as LicD family-domain-containing protein. The transcript has 2 exons. The record is from RefSeq and is a predicted model, not a curated record. NCBI's taxonomy places the organism in Eukaryota, Fungi, Ascomycota, Sordariomycetes, Sordariales, Chaetomiaceae. Bases 1 to 1089 code for a protein of 362 amino acids.